Penicillium crustosum is the source of this 666-nucleotide messenger RNA. RefSeq names its product 60S ribosomal protein uL16. The record is from RefSeq and is a predicted model, not a curated record. Lineage: Eukaryota; Fungi; Ascomycota; Eurotiomycetes; Eurotiales; Aspergillaceae. Gene Ontology annotation, molecular function: structural constituent of ribosome. Bases 1 to 666 code for a protein of 221 amino acids. Gene Ontology annotation, cellular component: cytosolic large ribosomal subunit; ribosome. The transcript has 3 exons. Gene Ontology annotation, biological process: ribosomal large subunit assembly; translation.
AUGGCCCGUCGUCCCGCGAGAUGUUACCGCUACUGCAAGAACAAGCCUUACCCCAAGUCCCGGUUCAACCGUGGUGUUCCCGACCCUAAGAUUCGUAUCUUCGAUCUUGGUCGUAAGAAGGCCAACGUGGAUGACUUCCCCAUGUGCAUCCACUUGGUUUCCAACGAGUACGAGCAGCUGUCCUCCGAGGCUCUCGAGGCCGCCCGUAUUUGCGCCAACAAGUACCUCGUCAAGAUCGCCGGUAAGGAAGGUUUCCACCUGCGCGUCCGUGUGCACCCCUUCCACGUCGUCCGUAUCAACAAGAUGUUGUCUUGCGCUGGUGCCGAUCGUCUGCAGACCGGUAUGCGUGGUGCCUUCGGUAAGCCCCAGGGUCUCGUCGCCCGUGUGAACAUUGGCCAGAUCAUUCUGUCCGUCCGCACCCGUGACGCCCACCGUGCUACCGCUCUCGAGGCCCUCCGCCGCUCUCAGUACAAGUUCCCCGGUCGCCAAAAGAUCAUUGUCUCCAAGAACUGGGGCUUCACCCCCGUCCGCCGCGAGGAGUACCUCCAGCUCCGCCAGGAGGGCAAGCUCCUCCAGGACGGUGCUUACGUCCAGUUCCUCCGUGGCCACGGUUCCGUCGAGAAGAACAUGAAGCGCUUCCCCGUUGCCUACGAGAACGUCGCAUAA